GCAGGCGCUGGCAGCCCCGUUCUGCAGUGGGUCGCCUGGGCCUCCGGGAGAGGGGAUGUGAGUGGUUGGUUCUGCACCCCCACUCUUGUCGGAGGCAUGGGCGGGGGAGGGGGGAGCUGCCUCUGUGAAUGUCCCCGGGGACCCUUGCCCUUUCUGGCUUCCCCUGCAGCUACCAUCUGUCUGGAGGGAGGGACUGGCGCGGUGGCCGCCCGGGCUGCCCAGGAGGAAUUAAAACCCCAGCAUAAACUGUGGCCCCGCCUCCCUGGUCUGUGCCAGCAGGACUUGGAGCUAGGACACCUAGUCCUGGUCAGCUGAGUGUGGAAAUUGAGCGAUUUCUGCUGUAGCCUCGUCCAUGGGCCUUCCAGGUCAUACAACUCACAAGUAGGGAGCAGGGAAAGAGAGAGCGCCUGCAUGCCAAUUCUAAGCUCUUCAGGAUCAAAUGUCGUUCGUCCUGUCCAGAAUGGCAGCCUGUGGAGGCACCUGCAAGAACAAAGUGACUGUCUCCAAGCCCGUGUGGGAUUUCCUGAGCAAGGAGACCCCAGCCCGGCUGGCGCGGCUUCGGGAGGAGCACCGUGUGUCCAUCCUCAUAGAUGGCGAGACUUCCGACAUCUAUGUCCUUCAACUUUCCCCGCAAGGCCCACCCCCAGCCCAGCCCAAUGGGCUCUAUCUGGCCCGGAAGGCUCUCAAGGGGCUGUUGAAAGAGGCCGAGAAGGAGUUGAAGAAAGCUCAGAGGCAGGGGGAGCUUAUGGGCUGCGUGGCUUUGGGGGGUGGAGGGGAGCACCCCGAGCUGCACCGCCCAGGCCCGCCCCCUCUUCGAGCAGCCCCACUCCUGCCCCCAGGGGCACGAGGGAUCCCCCCUCCUCCCCCUCCUCUGCCUCCCCCUCUCCCUCCACGCCUUCGGGAGGAGGCCGAAGAGCAGGAGAGCACCUGCCCCAUCUGUCUGGGAGAGAUCCAGAAUGCCAAGACAUUGGAGAAGUGCCGGCACUCAUUCUGCGAGGGCUGCAUCACCAGGGCCCUGCAGGUGAAAAAGGCCUGCCCCAUGUGCGGCCGCUUCUAUGGGCAGCUGGUGGGCAACCAGCCCCAGAAUGGGCGGAUGCUGGUCUCUAAGGACGCCACCCUCCUACUGCCCAGCUACGAGAAGUAUGGCACCAUUGUCAUCCAGUACGUCUUCCCACCUGGUGUCCAGGGGGCUGAACACCCAAACCCAGGUGUUCGGUAUCCUGGUACCACCCGGGUGGCCUACCUCCCCGACUGCCCUGAGGGCAACAAGGUGCUGACCCUGUUCCGAAAGGCAUUUGAUCAGCGCCUCACCUUCACUAUCGGCACGUCCAUGACCACGGGGAGACCGAAUGUCAUCACCUGGAACGACAUCCACCACAAGACCAGCUGCACAGGGGGACCCCAGCUGUGCGACACCCCUUCAUUCCCCUUCCUUAGGCUCCUCCCCCCUUUUGAUCCAGUACAUCCAGGAAGCCAGUCAUGCCCCUCACUCAGUGAGCCCCCUAACUGGAGAGGACCACUCCCCCAAACUUCAGCUGUCUUCCCAACCCAGUUUUGCUUGCGAGCAUUCCCCCUGGUCCUGAGGGCCCAGUUUACUAAAUAAGCCACCUUGAGCUGAGAGUCAUCUUGGGUUAGAAGUCUUCCCUGCCCCCAGAGGAGGUGGGGAGAGUCUGACUCCACUGAGUCACCCAGGAUGAGGAGGGGCAGCAAGCUCUAACAGUGGACCCUGAGCCUCAUCUCUCUUUGCCCUUAGGUUUGGGUACCCGGACCCCACCUACCUGACCCGGGUGCAAGAAGAACUGAGAGCCAAGGGCAUCACAGAUGACUGAAGGACGCCCCUUUGCCAAGGCCCCUGCUGUUGUCCUUCACUAGGACCCAAUGGACGCCUCUGUUCUCUCUCCCCCAGCCCCCACACCAUACUAGUAGGGGGUACCUAUCUGACUGGGAAGGGAGUUCAGAAUGCCAGAGGGCAACCCUACCCUUCUCCUCUUCCCCCUGCCCCCCAACCCCCACUGGCCAAGUGCUUCUGUGUCCUGUGAGCCACACCCUCCUGGCAGAGGCUGGUGGCCAAGACUCUGCUCACCACCCCUACCCCCACACCCCUGUACAUACUGCCAGCUUCCUGCGGAUCCAUUGCCCCUGGCUUUAUCUGCUAUGUGCUGUGCUCCAGUGACAAAGCUGAGAAAGGACCUGGGGGAGUUGAGGAGGGGUGUCUCCUGGCAUCCCCUCCCCCUCUGAGCUUCAGUGGCAGGGUGGGAGCUGCCAGUUGUGUGCCCAUCAGAUCCGCGCCUCCUUCCACGUUCCACCUUAACCCUGACCUUUCUCUGUGUGUGUGUGUCUAAGUCUCUGUCAGUCUGUCCCUUGCUCUUCUCUGCUCCCACCCCCACCCCUAUAAGGAGCCUCCUUACCCCUGUUCUGGAAUCACCGCCAGACUGUAGCUUUUAAUUUAAUAAAAAUAAAGUAAAAUAUGCAACUCUA
Molecule: messenger RNA, 2478 nt
Organism: Echinops telfairi (small Madagascar hedgehog)
Lineage: Eukaryota; Metazoa; Chordata; Mammalia; Afrosoricida; Tenrecidae
Gene: DTX3
Product: deltex E3 ubiquitin ligase 3
Exons: 5
Coding region: 440-1603 (387 amino acids)
Biological process (GO): protein ubiquitination; Notch signaling pathway
Source: RefSeq, a predicted model, not a curated record